AUGCACAAUUAUUUGGAUCUUGUCAAUUUGACAUUCAAUAAAGUGACAAUGAAGGUGAUGGUAUGCGGCAAGAUGAUGUGUGGCGUUGGAUUUAAGCAUGUAACAAUGCCAUUGAAAGAGACGGCAGAAUUCAUGAGAAUGGGAAUACAAAGUUUGACGACUUUACUUCCAUUUGUGAGGAAAGUUGAAUGGUUAGAGGGUCCAAUUGAGUUUGGGCAUGAUUUCAACCAACAUCAUACCUAUGAUGUUUAUCAUUGUGACAACAAAGGUGUCGGCUUUGACAUUUGUGUGGGGGCAAGGGGUGAUAGAGGCGAAAGGGGUGUGAAAGAUGAUAAAGAAGAGGAUGAGGAUGAUAGAGAAAUGAUUAGUGAGAAUGAAAGAGAAAUAAGUAGUAAAGGUGAUCAAGUAGUAGAGAUGACAUUAUUAUUAAUGGAAGAUGAACAAGAAGAGGCCGAUGAGGAUGAUAGUAGAAUGGACGGUACAUUAUUAACAACACUACUUAUUCCUAACACCAUCCCUCGCUGGUCACUAUUGAUUCAACUGACAUUAAAAGAGGGUGAUAGUAUUGGGAAUAAUAAUGCAGGUUGUAGCAGCAUCCCUCAAGUUCCAAUAUUCCUCAAAUCACUUAAUGAAGGUUGCAAAACGAGGAUUCAGCCUCUCUUAGGAGUACAACUCUCUUCCCCACUAUCCCCUUUACCUCAUCAUUAUUUCGGAGUCGUUUAUAACUACUUGGGGAGGACGCCAGAACAUCCUUAUGUUCUUGUUUUCGAAAGUGAAUACUGGUCAAAUAAUUAUGUCCGUGGUCAUGACUUAGCUGUUAGCUUUACGAAGCACUAGUGAUGAUAUUAAUUAUCAUUUAAAUUUUUCAGCUUGUAAAUGUUAAAAUGUUAAUAGUAUUUAAAUUGUAAGCUACAU
Messenger RNA from Neltuma alba, 915 nucleotides. RefSeq lists its product as uncharacterized. The transcript has 2 exons. The record is from RefSeq and is a predicted model, not a curated record. Lineage: Eukaryota; Viridiplantae; Streptophyta; Magnoliopsida; Fabales; Fabaceae. The coding region runs from base 1 to 837 and encodes 278 amino acids.